CUUUCUUUUCUGCACUUUGGCCACAGAUGAAGGGUUAAAUAGAAGGUUCUGUUCUGAAUACUCUUAAUUUAUUUUAAUUAAUUACUGCCAUUGAGAAAGUCCUACACUGCAACAGUCACUAAAAUGUCUUUUCAGACAAGAGGAGCAUAUCACCCAAUCAUGAUAAUAAGAGUUUCCAAAGUCAAGAAAGGCACAGUAGGCAGUCAGUAUUAGAUUUCUCUUCUGCCUCAUUUUGCUCCCUGAUUUGGGAGCUAUAGUUGAAUCUUUAGAAGUGCUUUAUGUCAUCUACACCUUGUUUACUUAUCUUAUCUCUGUCUAUGAUCUAGCAUUUGCAUAAAAGUUAAGAAUUUCAUAGUUCCCAUUCACAUCCCACUAUAUUUCAAAUCUCAAUCCCAUGGUUUGCUCCCAUGUGGUAUGAGGUUCGAAACCCCCUAAGGUACCUACCUAGCUAUUUGCUAGUGUUUCCUGCCUCCCAAAGAUUGUAGCGUUUGGCGGGGAGGCUCCAGUUUCGAAUCUGAUCGCUUCGUGGAUUGGGGGAAUUUAUGGGUACCCAAAUAAAUGAUGUUCAUGAGGGAAACCCUGCAAAUGAUCUUGUUGAGAUUAUCAACAACAACCGAACAGCCCAUAAACUUUCAAAACUAAAUGACAGUCCUGGACUCGGUUGCAUUGCGCUGCAAUAUGCCGAAUUGUGCAAGGGGAACUGCUCUAUCAACAACACUGUAAACUGCAAACCAUCUGAAGAUGACUUCACCGAAGUUUUUGCCCCCGAUUGUGGUGUGGAACUACCAACUUUCGGCACCAUAACUGGCCACAUUGUGGGUUGCCAAUCCAAGUAUCUUGAGCCAUCACUAGCUUUUGCGCAUGUUCUUGUUCGAGACAGCAAGGCUUUAUCAAUUCUGAGAAAUAAAUCACAUACCGAGGUGGGUGUAGGCAUGGUUCGGGUUCAUAAAGGGCCAUUCUUUUGGAGUGUUCUUUUCAGCAGUGGGAAGACAAACUCUACAUUUGUUCUUGAAAAUCGCGGUGCAGGGAUCCAGCAAAAGAAAGGGUGCUAUAGUGGAAGCAGCAUACCAUGCAGUGCAGGACAACAGAAUGCUUCUCUGGGUUUGAACAAUGUUAUGAUCAUGGGUUUUCUAUGUGUUGUUUAUCUUUUGAAACAGUUUCACUUCAAUUUGUAAUUCAUGAAACUGAAAUAUUAAACAAGACGUUGCUCAAAAUUUUGUUACA
Messenger RNA from Prunus avium (sweet cherry), 1224 nucleotides. Lineage: Eukaryota; Viridiplantae; Streptophyta; Magnoliopsida; Rosales; Rosaceae. The record is from RefSeq and is a predicted model, not a curated record.